This is a messenger RNA of Lytechinus pictus (painted urchin), 6186 nucleotides long. RefSeq lists its product as uncharacterized. NCBI's taxonomy places the organism in Eukaryota, Metazoa, Echinodermata, Echinoidea, Temnopleuroida, Toxopneustidae. Bases 136 to 1680 code for a protein of 514 amino acids. Gene Ontology annotation, molecular function: transmembrane transporter activity. Gene Ontology annotation, biological process: transmembrane transport. Gene Ontology annotation, cellular component: membrane. The transcript has 8 exons. The record is from RefSeq and is a predicted model, not a curated record.
UACAUCAGGUGACUCGCAGCUGCUAGCUGUUCAGAGGUGAAACGGAACGGAAGAAAGGUGUUACGACAUAGCUCGGGGACGACGUCAGAUCUUUGCUCCGCUCCGGCUUGUGAUGAUCAUGACGCCGGGUUGACGAUGUCACUGUGCGGCGGGAGGUGCGGGAAGAGCAGCGAGGCCGAGGGUGGUAGAAAUUCCAGCGGCCAAGCUUACUACGCUCUCUUCAUUUUUACUAUUUUGACUGGUGUAAAUCAGCUGCACAGGUAUUUACUGAUAGCUGCCAUCGAACCAAUGUCUAAUGACCUACAAUUUGGAGACAAGAUUUGUACCCCUUUCAACGAGACAUCCAUCGAUAUUUACAUUCAAGGUUAUGAUGAUAACAUUACAGCUGAAGAAUUCUGUCUGUGUGAUGAUGGUAUUAGGUGCACCAAUCAAAGUAUGUUCCAAAACACUACUCUCUGUGACUGGCGGUACACCGGCACAGGCUCGGAGUAUGAGAUCCUUGCCGGACCUGUCUUCAUCAUCGUUCUCGGCAUUCUCGGGGUUCCGGUCACGGUCCUUGCCGAGAUGGGGCGUGUCAAUCGACGGAACGUUGUUGGGGUGUGUACCAUCUGCUGGAGUAUCACCAUCCUGUGCACGGGUUUCUCUCAAACGUUGGCUGAAAUCUACGUUUGGCGGUUUCUCUUAGGGUUCUUUGAAGCACCUUUCAACCCCUUUUCUAUGACUCUACUUGGGACUUUCUUUGGUCCGGAUCGCCGAGGGCUGGCCAUGGGUGUGGCGGCGAGUGGGGCAUACCUAGGUUACGGCUCAUCGUUUGCUUUCAUCGCAGUCGUCGAUCUUAUAGGAUGGAGGUGGACUUACAUCUCGACCGGCAUAGGGGGCGCUGUGCUCGGUUUGUUGUGCCUUAUCACCGUCAAGAACCCUCAAUCAAAUGUGAAGGAAAAUAAGCACCUUGGAUCGUUGGACAACGUUCUGAAGGCGCUCGGUGGAGAACCCUGGUCGGUGCUCUUGCCGAUCUUCCUUGCCUUUGCGUGCAAGAUGGGUUACCAGUACACUCUCAGUUACAACCUCAAUAACUACUUUGUGGAGUACUUUCCCUCCUUCCCGACGGAUAUCUUUCUCAGCUGGAUUGUGGCUCUGACUGGGAUACUUGCAUUCAUCUUGGGGGGUUUUCUGAGUGAUAUAGCAGGCAAGCGGGCAGGGGCCCUUGGCAGACUGUGGACUAUCGUUAUCUUAGAGAUCAUCCAAAUACCUCUGUACAUAUUCUUCAUUCUCCUUUCACUACCAAUCAACAUUAUUCUCGGUGCUCUUGGAAUAACCAUUGGUGAUGGAUGGAACGGCAUUGGUCUUUCUGCCCUAGCUGACAUCGUCUCCCCCGCUCUCAGGACUGUCAUAUUUGCCCUCUUCUUCUGUGUUAUGGAUGUCAUUGGUGGAUGCGUCAUUGUUGCUGUGACGCCACUGACGAGCAUCAUUGGGCUAAAGAGCGCCCUCUUGUGGUUAGGGACAGGAAUGCUUGUGGGAGGUACGCUUCUGAUUUUACUGGCAAUUGUAGCCCUGGUGUUCCUCAACCGUCGUAGGGCCAGGAGCUACAAUUUAGAAAGGACAGAGGAAGACGCCCUUUACAAUCGGAGUGUAGGUCAUGAAAAGACUCCUUUGAUUUCCGAAGAAAGCACUCCAACAUAGCAUCCAGUGGCUACUAUAUAUAUGCAAUAGGAAAUACUAACCUAUUAUUGUGAAGUGCUUAAAAGAUUAUGCAUUGAAUUCUCUGUACGCUUCUGGAUGGCUAAGCUACUGCCCUGACUUUCUUCUAGGUCAUAAUUUAUUCAUACCACAAUAGCCACUUGCUACACCUGGUUCAAGUAUGUCAGACUUGGGAAGUGUUGCAAGAAAAUAUUUGCAAUCCAUUUUGAAUUUCUGUUGGAUUUUUCCCAAGUGAUAGAUCAUUGUUGACUAUUGAAAAAAGCAAACCAAAUUAUAUUUGUUGUAGAAGAACUACACCAGCAAUCAAUCGCAAAAUCACAAUUAAUUGCAAGACUUGUGAUUUAUCUUAAAACCUAGCAUUGACUUUGCAUAUGAUUGAAAGUUUCUUUCAACACUAGAUUAUUAUUAGAUUAUUGCCUUGAAUAUAGGGACCAAUUGUUUCCUGUAGGUAGCAUGUCAAUUUGGUGCUACUAAUAUUGAUGUUGCCAUGGGAUCUGAACCCAUGACUUUGUGGUUCGUAGUCUGAGUGCCCAACCACUGAUUGAUCCAUAAUGAUUAAAUUUAUGCUGCUCAAAAAUAUUUCUCAUGUUGCCCAAAAAUGGAGGUUUUAAAGAUUAUUUUUAUUUGAACAUUGGAUGUUCAUAUGGUAUCAAUGCUAAGCAAAUGUAGUGCUCAAAGCAUUCCAUUAUUGACAUGGCAUUGUGCAACCUAAAAGCAGCCUUUUAUCAUUUCAUUUAGCUGUAAAAUGUGACCAGUCACAAAUAUAUUAUGCUGCUUUUCACAAAUGUCAAGUCAUGAUAUACAUGUAUUCAAAUUUUCAUUAAAGGAAGACUGUAGAUUCAAUACUGGAUAGAUUUAACCAAAGACUUUGAAAAUUGAAUCAGUUUCCUUCGAGCCAAUUGCUUGACCUAGUAGAAAGAAGGAGAGGGAUUAUUUCUAAAAGAAUAUGCAAAUAUUGUGCCUUUUUGGAGAUGCGAAUGCUGCAAUCUACAUGCUAAGUGUGUUAGCAGUCUCUAGUGUUAGAAAUUGUUCUACACUGAAGUUAACUAUCAGUGAUUGAAAUACUGUAAUGUGUGCAAUGUAUCGUGAUCUUUAAUUGUUAGAAAUAUGUUUAAGAAAAAUGAAACUAAAGAAAUGUUUGUAAAUCAAAUGGUGUUUAGGAGUCAAUGUGGUCGUAAAAUUUAAUGGUGUAUAUUAUCACGGUCAUCCAUUCAUGUAGAUUUUUAUUUUCAUUUUAAAUUGAUUAGUUUGAUAGUUUUCUUGCUAUACAGUGCGUCCCACAAAAAGGAAACCGUUUUCAUAGAUAGAUUUCACAUUUAUUAAAUAAUUAUGUUUUUACUAUAAAUUUGAUACUCCUGGCAAGAGUGGAAUCUCAUCUCUAAUUUGAAACCAAUAGCUUAGCAAAUCAUGCACGCAUGGCAGAUUACAAACAAUAAAUACUGAGGCAUAUCAUUAACGAUUUGCGCAGAAACUCACAUGUGAAUCUGGAUCCUUUCUCAUUUCAGGGAUCAGUGAGAGAAUCUUAACAAAGAAUACAAAAGAAAUGCUAAUGAGCCAAUCGUCAAAUAAGCACGUUUGUCGUGUCACGAACCAAUCUUGUCCGAUUUAUCUGCUCAGCCUGGUUCUGACAUUGAAAUUUCAAACUCGUUUUUGCUCAUUAAUGCAUAAAAUGUUCGUCACAUAUAAGGUAUCAAAAUAAAGAGGGAUAAUUUAAUUAUAUGAUUAUGUAAAUUAUAUAUAAUUCAUUUGCCUUUGAAGAAAAAAAGCAUGGGAAUCCCGGUUUCCUUUUUUGGGGGAUGCAUUGUAUAGUCAAACCUGUAUAUUAUAGGUCAAGUCCACCCUAGGAAAACACUGAUUUGAAUAAAUAGAGAAGAAAAAUCAAACUAGCAUAGUGCUGGAAAUUUCAUCAAAAUCGGAUGUAAAAUAAGAAAGUUAUGACUUUUUAAAGUUUCGCUUAUUUUUCACAAAAUAUUGAUAUGCACAACUCAGUGACAUGCAAAUAAUUUCCCUUACUUUUUUUUUUUUUUUUUUAUUAUACCAUAUUUCAUUUUUUACAGAUUUGACAGUAAGGACCAACUUGACUGAACAAUGCUAAUUCCCCAUGUUCAGGGAGGAAAAAAUAAUCGUUUCACUUGACAAUGAGGAGAAAAAUAGAACUAUUUCAUAUAAUAAAAUACACAAGAAAUAGUGAGUGGAUGGCAUCAGUCUCCUCAUUUGCAGGAGCAGGAUGUGCAUAGAACUGUUUUGUGAAAUUAAGCGAAACUUUAAAAUGUCAUAACUUUCUUAUUUUACAUCCAAUUUUGAUGAAAUUUUCAGUGUUUUGCUUGUUUGAUUUUUCUCUUUUUAUUCAAAUCAACAUUUUGUUCGGGUGGACUUGUCCUUUAAGGCUACCCGAGGGAAACAGAUUUAGUGGCCACUGUAGACAAGUGGUCUUCAUAGACAAUUUCUAUAACACAUAAUCCUUUCAAAUGUAGUGGCCACUAAAGAAAGGUUUUCAGAAUACAGGUGACUGCUAAGACAGGUAUGACUAUGCAUAAAUUAUUGAUAUCACAAACUUGUUUUUAUCCCUCCACUCGCUGAAGGUUGAUGCUGCUGGUGUAAAGGCCUGGUCCCACUGCACUUAUGGAUGCAGAGAGGAUGUAAAAUGGAAAAGAAUCUUGCCAUCCGUUCGAAAACGUUAUAUAUCCGUUGUGUACUUGUUGCAUGUAUACGUGUUUCAUACGCUCUAUAUCCAUCGAGCAUCCGUCCACUGUGAUUUCAUUGUUUGUCCAUUUUUUCCAUUGUCUUGAGCGGAUGAAAACGGAUGAAGCCACCCCAAAAUUUUGCUUGUCCGCUGCAUCCGUUAUGAAUACGAUUUGUGUCUGUCGACCAGUGAGACCAGGCCUUAACAAUGUUAAGGUUUUAAGUAGUCUGUAUAUACAUUAAAAUACAGUGUGUCCCGGAAAAAAACUGUUUUCAGAGUGAGAUAUCACAACCAUGAAGUAUGUUUUGCUUACCGAAUUUAACCUUACAUGCAUCAGUAACAGUAAAAUCUAUUUUCCAAAUUCAACAUCUUUUGAAUUCUUAAUACAUGACAGAUUAUGAAGAACAAAUACGGAGGAUUGUCAGAAACAAUUUGCAAAGGAACUUAAAUGUGAAUCUGACUGAAUCCACUAUCAUUGGGGGAUUUAAUCUGAGAAAUAUAACAGAAAAGGAAAUGCUAAUGAGCCUUCCCCACAAGCUUCAUGUACAUGUAGUUGUUUCCUUUACAAACCUUUUUCAAAUAUCCUGGAUAACUUUAUUUUGACAUUGAAAUUACAGACUCGUCUUUCUCAUCUACUUUUGUGAAUAUUGGAGUAGAUAUGAAAAUAAAGAUGGAAAUAUGAAUUUUAUGAUGUAAAUGAAAUGUCAUAAAUCUUUAACCUAUGCUGGAAAAUGACUGGGAUUCCCAGUUUCCUUUUUUCUGGGACAUCCUGUACUUACUAUUGCCAGUGUUUCUGUAUGUCCAUUCAAACUGGGCUUUUUCUAGUAAAUUAGAAACCAUGGAGGUAUAUGUUUUAAAAUAUAUUUACAAAUAUUUAAAGUUUGAAUUUUGAUAGCUUAUGCGGUAUAGACGAGGUAAUAUAGGGAACACCCUUCACCACUAGUCUAGUCUGCAGGCACAGACCUUUGGUUUUCACAGUUUGCAUAGUGCACAUGCAGAGUCUGAAGUAGUGAGACUAGAUCACUUUGUAAUAUGGCUGCCUUUAAUUGAACACAGACAGAGAGUUUGGAUUCUAAUCUUUACUCUAGAUGUGGCUUAAUUGGUUAAAGUGCCAAUUUGAGUCUGUGCCUGCAGACUACUACCUGUUCAGCAGAGAAAAAAACUAUUUAAGUAAGAGAUAAUCUAUACAAGUUUAUUUGUAAUGUUAACAAUACGUGACUGAAAUUGAUGCCAGUUUUAUUUACUUUUUUUAUGUAAAAUGUAUAAAUUAUGUUAUUAUAUUAGUUUUAAUGUAAACCAAAGUAUUAUGCUGCUAUUAAUUGAGGUAUGAUGUGAUGAUAUAUUUGAUGAAGUGUAUAAAGUUUUUAUCCUUACUAAUUUGUAUGUUUGCUUAUAAAAAAUGGAUUUAAAUGGAUUCUUUCAAUCUUUGAAUGCUCUGGAUGAGUUUAAUUUCCACCUAAAUAUAUAUGUACAAUCAUCAAAUCUAUUUUCAUUAAAAAAAUUAAUAUUGAUCUGUAUGUAAGAAUAUGUCUAUAAGAUUUUUAAUACUACAUUUAACUGACAUGUGUUUAUACUAUUAUACCCAAGUUCAUGGUGCAAUUUAUGAAAUAAUACUAUUAUCGACUUUUGUCUGAUACAAUUUUUUUUUGCAUUCUUAUCAAGAGUGUUAGAUGCAUGGGUACUGUAAUACUGCUAAUACCAUGUACAUAAUGAAUUAUGAUAUAAUUAUUUUAAUAUGCCAUUUACAUAAAUAUGUAAUUAUAUUCAGCAAGUAAUGAUUAAAUUUUAUAAACCAAAAUAAGAAA